AUGCUGAACAAGGCCACCAGCGACAAGAACGAGCCGACACCCGGCUACAUGUAUGACGAGAUUUGCCGGUUGACCUUUGAAUCGGUGCAAAUCUGCGAUGAUCUUCAAGAGUAUCUCCUCUCACGACUCAAAAAGAAGGGCGUCCACACAAAGGUCAAGGUCCUCAAGGUCCUCAAGCACCUCGUCGAAAAGGGCCACGAAUCCUUCUACCGCAGCCUGCAACACCGCAAUGAGGACAUUAAAGCCGAACUUUGUACGCUCCAUCACCAUCCUCCUCACUGCCUCCCCACCCCGUUCUUCCAUUCUACACCCUGUCCUCAUACCUACCAUACCCUGUUCUGGGCGACGCAGAUUUCAAGGGGCCGGUGGACCCUUUGCACGGAGACACCUUCAACAAAGCUGUUCGCGAUAAUGCCAAGGUCAGCCGCCUGUUCUCUUGCAUCCAACGUCAUCAGGCACGCCCCCCUCACCCUUUUCCUCCAUCCCACGCGGAUGCUUGCACAGGCCGUGAUGGAGGCACUUUUCAAUGGCGCUCAGGGUGGCCAGCGCCGGCCGCCCGAGGCCCGCACCUCAGCCGUAGCCCGCGAUGGCUUUGGCAAUACCUCCCAUGGUGCCGGAACCAGCAUCGGCCAAAGCCAUUCCGGUCAAGCCGCCAUGGCCGCCAAGUUUGGGGGCAGCUCCGCCCCCGCCAGCAACAGCCAGCAGCCUUCAGGCUUUGUCAACAAGAUCAAGGCCAAAAUCAAUGACAUUGCUGAGAACAUUCCCGACUCCCUGGUCGGUGGUGCCACCGUUGCCAAGCGCCAAGGUUAUCACCAGCCCGCUUACAAUGCUCACAGCGAAAUGGAGGCCUCCUUCAACCGCAACGCCGACGGCGGUUUCACCAGCGAUGCCCCGCAACAUCGGUCGGGUUUGCUAGCAACUGGAAAUUCCAGCACUGCCAUUCUUGGCACCAGUCCCAACGCCAACAACUCGCCCAUCACCCGUGAUACAGGCCACGAAAAACGUUUGGUGGCUGAGAUUACUGCGGCCGGCGGUGUUCGUUCACAACCCCCUGCCGAAGACUUGGCCAAAUUUGUUCAGCGCUGCCACAGUCUUGAUUGUCAUCGUGUGGCCGAGGAACUUUUGGAAAUCAUCGAUGGUGCUGACAACGACAAGCACGUUCAGGAGCUGCAACAAGACGAGAGCCGCGCUAUUCGAGCUAAAUCGCAAAAGCUUCUCAAGGCAAUCGAGGGCACGGCCACCGCCGGGAGCACCCCUGCGGCCACUGUUUCUGAUGCUGCAGUCCCUGUCGGCGGAGGGGCCGACCUCUUGGAUCUCGACCUGGAAGGCGGAUUUGACCCACUGUCAGACUUUUUGGGUGGUGCGACUCCAGCCACCGAGGUGGCUGCUGCGGCUCCUACUGCCUCUUCCACAGGUGGUGGCAUGUUUGCUGGAAUGGGCAUGGCGGAUCAGGGGGCACAGUCGUCGCCUGCAACUUCAACCGGAGGCAUGAGCUCCAUGUUUUCCAACAUGAAUUUGGCCGGCAAUUCGUCGGCGGCGCCAUCCGUGGCGCCUGCGUCUAGCAGUGACGGCGAUCUGCUGGCGGGUUUUGGUGGCGAUGUUGCGACGGCCACACCUGCCGCAGCCCCCGCCAGCGGCGGCUCCAUGUUUAGCGGUAUGAACCUGGGUGGCAGCAGCAGCGGCGGCGGCAGUGAUGCCGUCCCUUCGAGCACUACCCCCACCUCCAAUUCCAUGCAAGGCGAUCUGAUGUCCUUGGGCAUGGGUUCCACAACCACCACGAGUACAGCGGGUGCGGCAAACCAAGACAGUCUGCUCGGCGACCUUCUCGGUGGCAGCUCUGCUGGGCCCGUGGUCCCGCAGGCAGGUUCGGCCACGGGUAGUUUGUUGGACCCCAUGGGCGGGCUCAUGGCCCCGCAGCAGUCGACAGCCCCGCAAAAUAUGGGCAUGGGCAUGGGCAUGGGCAUGGGUAUGGGCAACAUGGGUAUGGGCAUGGGCAUGCAACAGCAAGCCGGCAUGGGCUAUGGCUACAUGGCUCAGCAACCUCAACAGCCCAUGCAGCAGGGUUACGGCAAUGGCAUGUCCAUGAUGUACGGUGGGGGCAUGAUGGGUGCACCCAACUCGGGUGGUAUGGCCAAUGGGGCUUCCUUCAGCUUUGUCAACAACAACCCGAGUCGCACGGCCGCGCCAGCGCCCAAGAAGGAUGCUUUUGACUUUGUAGCCGACACCAUCGGCACACGCAAGUAA
Messenger RNA from Monosiga brevicollis MX1, 2244 nucleotides. RefSeq lists its product as uncharacterized. Gene Ontology annotation, cellular component: trans-Golgi network membrane. The record is from RefSeq and is a predicted model, not a curated record. The transcript has 7 exons. Lineage: Eukaryota; Choanoflagellata; Craspedida; Salpingoecidae. The coding region runs from base 1 to 2244 and encodes 747 amino acids.